CGGGGAGGGGCGCGGAUUGCGCCCUAGCCGGCCGCGUCUCUUUCGCUUUGGUCGGCAGCGGGAGGAACGGGACCCCCCCACUUGGAGGCUCUUUCUUCGGCUUGUCCCCGCCACCCCUGGUCCCAGCGCGGGGCUCGGGGAUGCCCGCCAGCAUGUUCAGCAUCGACAACAUCCUGGCCGCCCGACCGCGCUGCAAGGACUCAGUGCUGCCGGUGGCGCCCAGCGCCACGGCGCCCGUCGUCUUCCCGGCCCUGCAUGGGGACUCACUCUACGGCGGCGGCGGCGGCUCUACGGACUAUGGCGCCUUCUACCCGCGCCCCGUGGCCCCGGGCGGCACGGGCCUCUCAGCCGCGGUCGGCGGCUCCCGCUUGGGUUACAAUAACUACUUCUAUGGGCAGCUGCACGUGCAGGCGGCACCCGUGGGUCCGGCCUGCUGUGGGGCCGUGCCGCCACUGGGAGCCCAGCAGUGUUCCUGUGUUCCGACGCCCCCAGGCUACGAGGGUCCCGGUUCUGUGCUGGUGUCCCCUGUGCCGCACCAGAUGUUGCCAUACAUGAACGUGGGCACGCUGUCGCGCACGGAGCUGCAGCUCCUAAACCAGCUGCAUUGCCGGCGGAAGCGGCGGCACCGCACCAUCUUCACUGACGAGCAGCUCGAAGCGCUGGAGAACCUCUUCCAGGAAACCAAGUACCCGGACGUGGGCACGCGCGAGCAGCUGGCCCGGAAAGUGCACCUCCGAGAGGAGAAGGUGGAGGUCUGGUUUAAGAACCGCCGUGCCAAAUGGAGGCGGCAAAAACGGUCAUCGUCCUCGGAGUCAGAAAACGCAGAGAAAUGGAACAAGACCGCCAAGGCGUCGCCGGCGAAGAGGGAAGAGGAAGGUAAAAGCGAUUUGGACUCGGACAGCUGACGGCCGCGGGCCGGCCACGGUACUGGGCUAACUCGAAGGACUUGCAUAGACGGACGAUGCUAUUUUCUUGCACACGCGCUGCCUUGAGGGGAGGGAGGUUGAGAGAAAGAAAUGAGUUGUAAAUAGUGUACAGACGCCUGGGCCCCAGGCGGCGCAGGGGGUCGUAACCCCGCAGGCCAAGGCCGGCCAUUCCCUUGCUCCCCACCGUAGUAUUUAUAGUUAAGUUAACGGUGACAAUACAAUAAAAUGAUGGCGAUGUA
Molecule: messenger RNA, 1165 nt
Organism: Chrysochloris asiatica (Cape golden mole)
Lineage: Eukaryota; Metazoa; Chordata; Mammalia; Afrosoricida; Chrysochloridae
Gene: GSC
Product: goosecoid homeobox
Exons: 3
Coding region: 141-905 (254 amino acids)
Biological process (GO): regulation of transcription by RNA polymerase II
Cellular component (GO): nucleus
Molecular function (GO): DNA-binding transcription factor activity, RNA polymerase II-specific; RNA polymerase II cis-regulatory region sequence-specific DNA binding
Source: RefSeq, a predicted model, not a curated record